GGGGUAAGGGCGGGACAAAACUGUUCGGUGAAGGGAGGGGAAGGCCCAGGGAACCAAGCAGCGCUGCCGCCGCCGCCGCUGUAGCCUGAGUUGGAGGAGGGAGAAGCCAGGAAGAAAAUGGCGGCCGUGGCUGCAGAGGCGGCAGCGACUGCAGCGUCCCCCGGGGAGGGGGGCGCCGGCGAGGCCGAGCCGGAGAUGGAGCCCAUUCCCGGCAGCGAGGCCGGCACUGACCCCCUCCCGGUCACGGCCACUGAAGCAUCUGUGCCGGACGGCGAAGCCGACGGGCAGCAGUCCUCUUCUCAGGCCGACGAGCCGCCGUUCCCGCCGCCGCCGCCGCCGCCGCCGCCGGGGGAGCUAGCCCGCAGCCCGGAGGCGGUGGGGCCGGAGCUGCAGCCUGAGGAGAAGCUGCCCGCCCGGGUGGUGGAGCCGGCGGCAGCCGCGCCACAGGAAGGGCCUGGCCUUUCACCUUCCCCUGCAUCGCCGCCCGAGGAGCCCGCGGCUCCCGAGGAGCGUCAGGAACCGCCGCUGCCCCAGCCCUCAGCCCCGGCGCUCGUGCCGCCGGCGGGCGGGGACUCCGCGGUGUCGCAACUGAUCCCCGGCUCGGAGGUGCGGGUCACGCUGGACCACAUCAUUGAGGACGCGCUCGUCGUGUCGUUCCGCCUCGGGGAGAAGCUUUUCUCCGGGGUUCUCAUGGAUUUGUCCAAAAGGUUUGGGCCCCAUGGGAUCCCUGUGACAGUAUUUCCCAAAAGGGAAUAUAAGGAUAAACCUGAAGCCAUGCAGCUCCAAAAUAAUACAUUCCAAGAAGGGACAGAUGUCAAGCGUGAAGUGAAUGGUGCUGUUCCCGAAGACCCUUCUCCUGUCCCGCCUCCUGAGCUGAGCUUGGCCGAAAGCCUGUGGACUUCCAAACCACCACCUCUCUUCCAUGAAGGAGCACCUUAUCCUCCCCCUUUGUUUAUCAGGGACACAUAUAACCAAUCAAUACCUCAGCCACCUCCUCGGAAAAUUAAGCGACCCAAACGAAAAAUGUACAGGGAAGAACCUACUUCAAUAAUGAAUGCUAUUAAACUACGACCCAGGCAAGUCUUGUGUGACAAGUGUAAAAACAGUGUCGUUGCUGAAAAAAAAGAAAUUAGAAAAGGUAGUAGUGCAAGUGACUCUUCUAAAUAUGAAGAUAAAAAACGGAGAAAUGAAAGUGUAACUACUGUGAACAAAAAACUGAAAACUGACCAUAAGGUGGAUGGGAAAAACCAAAAUGAAAGCCAGAAAAGAAAUGCUGUGGUUAAGGUUUCAAAUAUUGCUCACAGCAGAGGCAGAGUAGUCAAAGUUUCUGCUCAGGCAAAUACAUCAAAAGCUCAGUUAAGUACUAAAAAAGUGCUCCAGAAUAAGAACAUGGAUCAUGCAAAAGCUCGGGAAGUGCUGAAAAUUGCCAAAGAAAAGGCACAGAAGAAGCAAAGUGAAACCUCUACGUCCAAAAAUGCACAUUCAAAAGUCCAUUUCACACGUCGAUACCAGAAUCCUAGCUCAGGUUCCCUUCCACCCCGGGUUCGUUUAAAACCACAGAGGUACAGGAAUGAAGAAAAUGACUCUUCUCUGAAGACAGGACUGGAGAAAAUGCGGAGCGGCAAGAUGGCACCAAAGCCCCAGUCCCGCUGCACCUCUACCCGCUCAGCAGGUCUCAACAAAUGGCAGCUAUUACAUCAGACAGUGACGAGUCCUGCUGCUCCCUUACAGUGUCUGACAGACCACUGUGGAUUCAGACUGGGAGCAUUGAAGUUAACAGUGAAACGGGCAGCACAAAGACAUUAGCAGGCUGCUGGUUUCAUGGACCUGUACCACAAUGACAGAGAACACCAGAGCAUCAGGACUGAAUGAAAUUGGAGACUCAGAUUUUUAAAGCUGCACUAAGAAGUAAAUAUGCAGGCAGUGGUUAAAACCAACAGUCUAUAAAGGGGCACUUGCAAAUUGUGCUAUAUUAAACCGAAGAAAAGGUAUUAGGGGAAUAUUUUAUUAAAAAACUAUUGCAAUAAAUUAUGCAUGAGAUGAGAAAAGUGAUGUGAAAUACGCAAAGAACUCUCUUGAAUUUUAUGUGUGAAGAAUCACUGACAGUACCUUCUUUUGAACAUGAAGUUCUUCUCAGUACAGUUUGGACACGCCUGAAAGGCAUGAGAUGAUGACAGAAAUGCUGAAUUAUUUUUCAUAUUAAAACUUUGUGCUUUCUCCAAGGUUUAUUGUUAAUCAGCUCAGAUAUGAACAAAGGUAUUUCUAAAAUGGCUCUUCUAAUGAAACAAACAGCAAUAGUCACAAAUGCCGAGGCCAAUGUUUCCUUCAGGAUGCCAGUGGAAACCACAGAAAAGAUUAUCUAAUAAACAAACACAUCCUACUAAAAGGAUGGCAAAGUGUCCCCAACCCACUAAGAAAAUUUGGAUCUUUAGUAAAGCAGGGCUAUAUUAUCUUAAAUGUACAUUUGCUUGUUAGAACAUAUUAAGAUGUAUUUAUUUGCCACCAGUAUUUAAUAUUUUGUGCACAUUUUCAUAACUACAUUCUUAUCUUUCAAAUUCUGACUCGAAGUGGAUUAGGCUAGUGUUGAUCUUGGAGUGAAAAUGUACUACUCUAAGAGCCAGUUCUUAAUUCUGCUGAGCUGGAAAGGCUUUUACUAUUCUCCCUAUCCUUACAGAUUUCUGAACUAGUUCAGAAAAGGUGAUAAUACCUGAAUUUUGAUGUUGACCUCUCUCCACAGAGAGCCUCUCUUUCUAAGUGCAAGAGAUCCUCACAGGUGUCAGAUGGGACUUGACCCUGGGGAACAAGCAGCAGGAACAGACGCAUAAAGAUGGUGAACUUUUCAUGCAUAAAGUAUGAAUUCUUAUUAAUGGAGACUGUAAUGUUUUUCUUGUCUAUGAAAAAUACAUAUUAUGAAAAACCUUAAUUUUUCUUUUUUAAUGAAUGGAGAAAACAUUAAUGAGAAAACCAGAUGGACCUGUUUGUUAGUACUACAUUUUUAAGGCAUUUUAUAUUUGAUGGUGCCGUACUUUUAAUAAUAAACCUGAAGUUUUUUAGUGGCAAUACUGAUUUAUUUUUUAAGCCAGGAAGAUAAUCCAUAUUGAUUACUUAAUACAAAAAAAGGAAAAAAAAUAGAAAAUUCAUUUGAAGCAACAUAACUUGAGCAUUUGGCUUAAGCUUUGCAUAAUCUUACAGUAUAGGUUUGGAAUUACUUAUUAACCCCACACUCAAGAUUAACAAAAAGUUCUGGGUGAGUUUUAGAAUAUUUACUAUACCUGACUAGGAUUUGUUUUACAACUCAAGAAAAGGUAGGCAGUCUUGCUUCUAGCGAGUUAAUGCAAAUCCUAAUUACACUGUAAGUAACUAAAAGUCUAGAUUGCAUUCUAAAAUUGUCUUUAUGGAAAAUUAUUGAUCAUGAAGUCAUUAUACAUUUGAUCAAGUCUGAAAAAGUCAGCUCAGGAACUGUAGCAGCAGGGAGUUCUAAAGAUGAUGCACGCUUCAGUGGCGCCCUGCUCUCUGGCCCCAGAGCUUAGGCUCGGGUUCCUCUUGUUCUUUCAGAUAUGUAACCCAGCAGUACCUUUCAGGCUCACUUCAAGAACCAGGUAACUCCCAGGUCAUAGCAGAUUUUGUGUAAUCAAAAAUUCUAAUUGCAGAGUGAUGGAAAUGACCAAGAAGUAAUAUAAAGGCAAAAGAACUGGGAGAGAUCAGGUUUUAAGUAAGUAUCUAAAUAUUUUUUAAGACAAUUCUCAGUGGUGUUUGUUAUAAACCAGAUUUUCACUUUUUUAAAAAUGAAACUUGGUGGUAUUUAAUAUCUAGACAUACCAUGUUGCUAUUUCACUUUCACUGCUUUAGUUGCUUAAUAUUUAAGCUUUGCUUCAUGCUUCCUUUGUAUUUCAAAUCGUCACAAGGCUAUUUCAUUUUGUGGACUUGAAUGACAAAAAUUGUUUCUCAUCUAAACUAUGCUGAGACCUAAAUGUUAAAGAAUGUUGUGUAACAUUUAUCCAAUAAAGUCUUGAUUUUUUAAAAAAUUUAGUUACUUAAAAACUAUUCAUUUACUUUUUAGGAGUUAGUUAGGUUUUAAAGGUUAUUCUUUAAACUGUUGAAAUUCAGCCACUUGUCCUUUAGGGAGCUGUUUUAACUAGCACUGCUUCCUUAGGAGAACAACCUGUAGUUUUAAUCACUGGGAGAUUCAAUGGGAUGUCUUUAUGACCAAGGAUAGAGGAAAGGAGAAUAGUUUAAUUAGGAACCUGUGCACCAACAUUACUGUUUUCUUUUCUGAUGGAAACGAAUAACCUAUCAUUCAGAGUUGGAUGUAAUUAAACAAACAUCUACUGCUGGGCUUGUCCUAAUUUUAAUUAGUCUUGCCCUUAUGGAUAAAUGGUUGCUUCUUUAAAAGCCCAGUACAUCCAAUGUUAGGUCAAGUGUUUGACCAGAAACACUCAGUUGUCAGGAAAAACUAGCCUCUUGAUACCUACCAGACAGUUGAGAUUUUUUAGGGCUAACCCAGAAACUUCAGUCAGCGUACGUUUUUGGUUUUUUUUUUCUUUCCCCAUUUGAGUAAAGCAAUCCUUUAGAAGGCUGCCUGUUAUUCCGGAGUAUCAUAGAGUCUUUAAUCACAAACACUCUCCCAUUUCAGUUUAUCUAAACGAGUGUAAGAAGGAGGCCACUGGAAUCUGGCUCCGUUAAUAUCUUUUUUUUCCCUCAAGUUUCCCACAAAUGAAAAUGGAACGAGAGAACCAGGGAAGGUAAACAAGUCAUGUGCGUAUUAUCUGGGAAGGCCUUAGAAGAGACCCCCUGCAAUACCAUUCCUAAUCAUCUUGUACACAUGUCAGUAUAUUUAUAGAUACAACUCCUACAAGAUAGAGGGAAUGAGUAACAAAAGCCACAGAUGCAACUUUGGGUGCUGUCUUCAGAUAACAGCAUAAUAAUUUAGAUCCAGGCCCUCAAAUCACGUAAGGCUGUACCAGUGUCUCCCUGCACACACUGGGUGUGUCACUGCACGUAAAAGUUAGUUAGCCGUUUUCUUGCUUUCAUACCUGAUACUCUUUCAAGUAAUGAGUCUUCCCUCAGAGCUCUGAAUAGAGCAUACUAUGUGUUUUAUUAAGCAUACUUUCCUCUAGUGAUGAGCAUCCUGCAGAAUCUUUGCUUACUCACAAAGAAAUUUCAUGGCCUGACUCCUCUGCUUUGAUAUCAAGAAGGCGAUGACCCUGGGAUGAAAGAGAAUACAACUAAAGCAUCCUGUGCCCGAGGAAGAAAGAGCUGGCCAAACCGAAUGCUAGGUCACUGACCUGGAGAGUUAAUACUUCUAGGGUUAGCCCUUUCUUCAUUCCCUCCUGAAGCCCAUUUGUAGAAGCAACCUUCUAACAUAAAGGAGGGAAAGAGAGUGGGUGAUACUAAGAUGACGCUUUUAUUUGAAUAACCUGCUUUAUUUAGUCUAAGGUAGAGACAUGGACUCUAAUCUUAGUUCUAUCAGUUACCUUCCCAACAGAAGAAUCACUCAGUGGCCACACUGGCCAAAAUGGGGUAUGGAAAAUAAGUGUCUCACUCAACUAGCUCUUCAGUUCCUACCCAGCCAAGGCCAAAAACAUAGGCAACAUCAGGGAACCUUCUUCCCUGAGUGAAAUAUUCUGUAAUCUUAUGUUUCUGAACUCUGCGCUCAGUGCCUGACUCCUUUGGACACUGAGCAGACCGCUCAAACCUGUGAUCUAAAGGAGGUGAAUGAAUUCCGAAAUGGGAAGUGCCCUGAGGUGAAGGGGAGCCUGAUGUGUCACUGCCCUAGGAAGGCACAGCCAGGGGCUUCAGUGAGACACACAGCAACUUUACAGAAGACGGUGAUGGGGGUGAUUCACAUGUUUAAACGCACCUUGCUUUAACGCCUAUAGAAAGGGAGCGGCUGGAAAAGCACAAGCUGAAGCUGUAACUCCUGGUCUGAUGCCAACCAGCCAGUGGCAGAAUCCAGUCAGUGUCACAUAGCUCUAGGAAAUUAUCAGACCCUUUCUCCCAGUUAACUUCCUGAGGCAAAGUUGCAGACAGCGUAUUCUCUUUUGGGGCAGUCAAACCGUCCCUACAAAACAGUCCAGUGUACUUGAGAACAAGUACCAUAGCGUCCACCAAAGCCUAUAUCCUUUGAAAUUUAUCAAUAAACACUUCCCACCUCACUUCAAUCCCUUGCUUCCCCAUCCCUGGCCUCCUUCUGUCUUCAGUUUGCUUGAUGACUUACACGUUUGUGGAUUUCCGACUUGCUGAGUUUGGAGAGUUGGAGGGCAACUGUGUGCUUGGCGGCACAAGGCAGCUGCCUGGUGUGAGUCGGGUGGGGUGUCUGAUACAGACAUCAGCCUGGCAAAGCACCACACCAAGAACAAUGAGGUUCCACUAUCUGCAGAUCUAGCUCCUCACGUUUGGAACUAAGGGCUUCCUUCCUAAGGAGCCUCUGGGUUGACUCCCUUCACGUCUGUCAUGAUGCCUGAUGGCUGAGGAGUCCCAGUGCCUGAUAGGAGUUGCCAUCUGGGUAGGCUGUAUUUUUCAGCAAGCCGGAACUAGCAGCUGGGACUGAAUCAUGGCCAGAUUAUUAGCUGUGGGCUUCCUUGGCAGCGGGGCAGCAGGCUCUGCCAUGCUUUAGCUAAGGGGAAAAUGUGAGCUUACAAAGUUUCCCCUUGAAUGAAAGGAAACGGUGUAGGGAGUCAUAUUUCUAGUCCGGCUGAAUUAACUUCUGUGUGAUGGAGCUUAUUCCUAGCUUGUAGCCCUCAGAGGGUUGAGAAAUUAGAAGAAAAUGGAAUAUUCUUAUCACAGAAUAUUUCAAACAUUUGUAAAGGCAGACUACAACAAACCCCAUAUA
Balaenoptera musculus (blue whale) is the source of this 6832-nucleotide messenger RNA. RefSeq names its product PWWP domain containing 2A (gene PWWP2A). NCBI's taxonomy places the organism in Eukaryota, Metazoa, Chordata, Mammalia, Artiodactyla, Balaenopteridae. Gene Ontology annotation, molecular function: histone binding; chromatin binding. Gene Ontology annotation, cellular component: nucleus. The transcript is spliced from 4 exons. The record is from RefSeq and is a predicted model, not a curated record. Bases 118 to 1806 code for a protein of 562 amino acids.